CCCAAAUCCCAGGACCCGGACUUCUGGGCCAGCCUCCAUGGCCAGGUUCCGGGCUUGCUGGAUUGGGAUAUGGGCAACGAGAGCUUCUUGUCCUUCACCACGACACACUUGUCCCAGGCCGAGCAGAAACUUGCCCUAUACAGACUCCGAAUUGUUGAACCACCAAAACUGCCUUUGGAGAAAAUACCCAACCCUGAUCAAGAUGGUCCAGACAUUAAACCCAAUCUGUGGAUGUGGGUGAGCCCCAACAUCGUGUAUCCUCCCGGCAAGCUGGAGGUCGCAGCUAAAAAGGAGGCCCUGCCAAGCUUGCUGCCUGCCCUGAAGAAGGAAGAAGACAACUGUUCAGAAGCAUCGGAGGCGCCGUCACAGCAGCAGCCUCACAAGCAGAAGAGGAAACAGAAGGAGAAGCACAUUGCCUCUUCCCCCAGCCCCUGGGAGGAGCCUACAGAAGAGGAGGCGGCCAAGGACCAGGAUGACAGCUCCUCUGUGGCUCUCCCAUCACUUCCCACAAGGGCCCCACUCCAGAGUCUGUGGAGGCUUCAGCAAACCAUCAGCCCAGAGGGGAGGCUCUGGUCCCGCCCCCCUCUCCAUUACUUCCAUCUGAUUGCCUUGGCACUCAGAAACAGUCCCCCCUGUGGCCUCCACGUACAGCAGAUCUACAACUUCAUUCGAGAGCACUUUCCUUUUUUCCGGACAGCUCCAGAGGCCUGGAAGAAUACAAUCCGUCACAAUCUCUGUUUCCGAGACAGUUUUGAGAAAGUGCCGGUCAGUAAGCAGGGCGAGGCCAAGGCCAGCAUUCGGCCUCGAUCCUGCCUCUGGAAGUUGACGGAGGAGGGACACCGCCGCUUUUUGGAGGAGGCCCGCACCUUGGCUUCCACUCAGAUGCAAAGUAUCCAGCAGUGCAUGAGCCAGCCAGAUUUGAUGCCCCUCCUCUUUGACCUUCAUGAAGAAUCAGCCACGCCCUAUUAA
This is a messenger RNA of Apodemus sylvaticus (European woodmouse), 969 nucleotides long. It is a transcript of the gene Foxr1, whose product is annotated as forkhead box R1. Gene Ontology annotation, molecular function: DNA-binding transcription factor activity; sequence-specific double-stranded DNA binding. The record is from RefSeq and is a predicted model, not a curated record. Bases 70 to 969 code for a protein of 299 amino acids. The transcript is spliced from 6 exons. Gene Ontology annotation, biological process: regulation of DNA-templated transcription. NCBI's taxonomy places the organism in Eukaryota, Metazoa, Chordata, Mammalia, Rodentia, Muridae. Gene Ontology annotation, cellular component: nucleus.